AUGCAGCCACCAAGCGAUCCCAUCCGGCCAAGGCAACAGCGGCGCGGCGGCCAGGAGAUGCACCGGGUCAUGGCCGCCGGCGGCCCCAACUCCCAAUGGAACGAUGGCGUUGGCCAGACAGGUGGAGUUGAGUUACGAAGUGAGGUGCAGGGUCGACUACCAUCAUGUCCUCCGAUGGCAGGCCUUGCCGAAGACAAUGAUGAUCCCCUGGCGGGGCCGUACUCUGGCAGCUACGCCCCCUCUGCAUCCUUUGAGGACAUGGCCAACGACAACACUUUUCUAAAUGGAAAUGGAUAUUUUUCCAACAUGUUGGUUGAAACCAAUCUAGGGGAUUUUGAUAAUUAUAGCAACACGAAUGUUGACCAUCAGUCACAAGCAAUGCAAGUUAGUCCAGCAGUCCCCUCUGCGAGGCCAAACCAUAAGAGAUCAAAGAAUUUCAGUGACCACGAAGAUGAGGUUUUGGUUUCAGCGUGGCUGAAUAUAAGUUUGGAUCCGGUCGUAGGCAAAGAUCAAAAAGGUGGCAGGUAUUGGUCUCGUAUCUGUGACUAUUUUCAUGAGCACAAGACGUGCCAAUCAACGCGUACCAUUAAUUCUCUAAUGCACCGGUGGGAGACCAUACAGAAAUGUGUGAAUAAUUUUUGUGGAUGUCUAACACGGAUUGAGUUAAGGCGUCAAAGUGGUACUACAAUGCAAGACAAGGUUGCAGAGGCAUGUGCUUUGUACAAGGCCGAAGACCAACAUAACAAAGCAUUUCAGUUCAUGCAUUGCUGGGAUAAGCUGAGAACACAACCGAAAUGGCUUGUUAAACUUGAUGAAUUGGCUGCUGCUAAAACAUCUAACAAGAAUCAGAAGACAAGGCUUACUGCUGAUCCGAGUGCAACUUUACCAAGUGAAAUAGGACAAGAUGCAGUUGAAGACUUAGAUGCUAAUGCAUUGACAAGGCCAAUUGGUAAGAAGAAGGCAAAAGCAUCAUUGCUGCAAGAGAAGAAAAAAAGUGUGAUAGCAACCUUAGAAAGUAUGUGGGCACAGUUAAAACAAACUGAUGAGGAGAAAGAGCUAAAGAAAGAUCAGAGGUUCAACAAAGCAUUUGCUCUAGAACAGGAACGAGUAGCAAAUGAAAAACUACUUCUUGAGGUGAGGAGACAGGAGGUCCAAUUGCAGAAAAAGAGGGAUGAAGAGAGGAUUAUGGCCAUGGACCUUAGUGCCAUGCCAGAUGAGCAAAAGAAAUACUACAUGUGCUUGCGGGCUGAGAUCAUGAGUCGAGUGCUCAACGAGAUCAUCUCGAAGUUGAUUGUGAAUUUCUCUGUCCUUUAUAUUUUCGUAAUUCUUAAUAAACUCCUCAAGUUCAGACUCAUCGGCAUUCAUGGCCACAUGAGUAACAGAGAGGAGGAAAUCAUCAUCGUCAUCAUCCGACGACGAAUUCAUCACCAGCUGCAUGGAAAGGCUUCGUUGACUCAUACCGAAUUUGGAGAUCGCAGCGAAGACGUCUGGGGAGAGCUCCUAGCGGCGGCGUUGAAUAUGUUGUGGGGAAGUUCUGUGCGUGGCAAUGGGCCCAAUUAUAAUGACGUGGCCUGUUUUAAAAUAUUAGGGACUAGUUAUUAG
This is a messenger RNA of Striga hermonthica, 1602 nucleotides long. NCBI's taxonomy places the organism in Eukaryota, Viridiplantae, Streptophyta, Magnoliopsida, Lamiales, Orobanchaceae. The record is from the annotation of a GenBank genome assembly.